AAGGCUAAACCCAAGGCUCUUUAUCACAGUGGCCUUAAGAUUGGAUUUUUCUUCCUGUUCCUGGGAAGAAUUAGAGAUAUAACUUAAAGGUCACUAUUCUGUGAAAAGGGAUCCUGAAGGAGGAGGGAGCAAUGAGUAUAUGGCAGGAGUUCAAGCUUUCUUCAGGGUCACCCUAGAAUCAGAUCUGCUCCCCAGCAUCUUCUGUUUCCUGGCGAGUGUUUCCUGCUACCUUGGAUUUUCCAUGAUGGGCUGGAGCUGCCUUGUGACGGGAGCUGGAGGGUUUCUGGGUCAGAGGAUCAUCCGCCUGUUGGUGGAGGAGAAAGAGCUGAAGGAGAUCAGGGCCUUGGACAAGGCCUUCAGACCGGAAUUGAGGGAGGAAUUUUCUAAGCUCCAGAGCAAGACCAAGCUGACGAUGCUGGAAGGAGACAUUCUGGAUGAGUCAUGCCUGAAGAGAGCCUGCCAGGACAUCACGGUCAUCAUCCACACGGCCUCUGUCGUUGAUGUCUUCGGCGUCACUCACAGAGAGUCUAUCAUGAACGUCAACGUGAAAGGUACCCAGCUCCUGUUGGAGGCCUGUGUCCACGCUAGUGUGCCAGUCUUCAUCUACACCAGUACCCUAGAGGUAGCCGGGCCCAACUCCUACAAGGAAGUCAUCCAGAACGGCCACGAAGAUCAGCCUCUGGAAAACACGUGGUCUGCUCCCUAUCCAUACAGCAAACAGCUUGCUGAGAAGGCUGUGCUGGCGGCUGAUGGGUGGACUCUGAAAAAUGGUGGCACCUUGUACACUUGUGCCUUAAGACCCAUGUAUAUCUAUGGGGAAGAAGGCCCAUUCCUUUCUGCCACUGUAACUGCAGGUCUGAACAACAGUGGAAUCCUGCCAAGUGUCGGCAAGUUCUCCACAGUCAACCCAGUGUAUGUUGGCAAUGUGGCCUGGGCACACAUUCUGGCCUUGAGGGCCCUGCGGGACCCCAAGAAGGCCCCAAGUGUCCGAGGACAGUUCUAUUACAUCUCAGACGACACGCCUCACCAAAGCUAUGAUGGCCUUAAUUACAGCCUGAGCAAAGAGUUCGGCCUCUACCUUAAUUCCGGUUGGAGCCUGCCUUUAUUCCUGAUGUACUGGAUUGGCUUCCUGCUGGAAGUGGUGAGCUUCCUGCUCAGCCCAAUUUACACCUAUCGACCCCCCUUCAACCGCCACACAGUGACGUUGUCAAAUAGCGUGUUCACCUUCUCUUACAAGAAGGCUCAGCGAGAUCUGGCGUAUAAGCCGCUCUACAGCUGGGAGGAAGCCAGGCAGAAAACCGCGGAGUGGGUUGGUUCCCUUGUGGACCGGCACAAGGAGAUGCUGAAGUCCAAGACUCAGUGAUUUAAGGAUGACGGAGAUGCCCACGUGGGUAUUGUUGGGAGACGUCGUGAAGCUCCACCCUCCUGGCUUCGCACAGAAGGUGACAAGAGCACACGCCCAGGUCCUGCUGCGCCCCCCCUUACACAAUGGACAACUUACUGUCUUCCUUGCAUCAAAACCUGUGCAGUCACUGGCCCAACCAGAAGCUUUCUGUCCUAAUCAUAUACCAGAGGACAGACAAUGUGAUUUUCUUUUUACAAAUCUCAGUGGCUGAUUCCGAACCAUUUGGGGUCUCUUUUAACUUGAGGGUUUCUUUCAGUUAGUAUAGCUCCAUUUCUCCUCUUAAAUGAGAAAGGAUUUCUUUUCUUUUAAAUCUCCCAUUUCUUCACGCAGUUCAGUAAAAAGAGCAAUAAAUGUCUUAAUGCUUAACCUGGA
Molecule: messenger RNA, 1777 nt
Organism: Saimiri boliviensis boliviensis (Bolivian squirrel monkey)
Lineage: Eukaryota; Metazoa; Chordata; Mammalia; Primates; Cebidae
Product: 3 beta-hydroxysteroid dehydrogenase/Delta 5-->4-isomerase type 1
Biological process (GO): steroid biosynthetic process
Molecular function (GO): oxidoreductase activity, acting on the CH-OH group of donors, NAD or NADP as acceptor
Source: RefSeq, a predicted model, not a curated record